AUGGCGAAGCAGCCGCCACCGCCACAGCCUCUGCAUCUGGACCUGGCAACAUCUCAUGAGGACAAGAACGGUGCGAAAUGCGAGGACGGAUUCCCUGCAAUCCUUCAAGGGAAAAGAAUCCUGCUCGCAACAGAGUCGCUGGGUCCGGUCAACGGCGUGAGUCGCACAACUCUCAGCCUUGUCGACUAUCUUCGCCGCAACGGUGUCCAGCUCGCCAUUGUCGCUCCCCAUUCCAAGGAAACAAGACUGCGGCCACAGGGCAAUAAUGUCUCUGAGCUGCGACUUCCUGGGUACCCUCUACCUUACAACCCUGACUUGACAGUCGUCUAUCCUUUUCAGCUGGAAGAUGUUUACAAGCGAACGUUCAAGCCUGAUGUCGUGUACCUGGCUAGUCCGGCAUCUACGGGCUUUCAGUUUUUGCUUCAAAUCCGACAGCUCCAGGAACCUCCUGUUGUGCUCUUGAAUUUCCAGACAGACCUCUCAGCAUAUAGCGAAAUCUUGUUUCCGGGGCCAGUUGCGAAAUUCUCUGUCUGGCUGUUGGGAGUUGUCCAAGGCUUUCUUUUCAGCCACCGUAGUGUCCACACCAUCUUUUACCCUUCGUCGGGCAUUCGCCGAUAUCUCCUCAAGGCAGGUGCACCCAGCAGUAGGCUGGUGCAGCUUGGGCGUGGAGUCGACACUGCGCUCUUCCAUCCUUCUCGACGUGAUGAGGCGUAUCGCAAGGAGCUGGCUCCUAAGGGAGAAUUGAUCCUGGUCUGUGUCUGCCGAUUGGCGCCAGAGAAGGGGUUUGAGUUUUUGGCGCAAGUCACCUCCAGACUGGUGGACCAAAACUUCCCUUUCAAAUUGGUCAUUGUAGGCGGCAAUCUUAACCCGGGUGUUGAGAACGACGUCCGCCAGCUUUUCCAUUCGACAAAUGACCAUGUUGUGUUUACGGGACUUCUGACAGGCACCAGUCUCGCGCGCGCCUACGCUUCGGCCGAUGUUUUUCUUCAUUGCUCCGUUACCGAGACGUUUGGACUGGUCGUCCUCGAAGCAAUGGCGAGUGGUGUGCCUGUAGUCGCUCGAGACGAAGGAGGUCCAUCUGACAUUGUUCAGCAUGCGAAGACAGGUUAUCUAGUCCCACCUCACGACCUGGAUACAUUCGUCAGUCUGGUUCGUGGAUUUUCGGACACGGCUCUCCUGGCAACCAUGGGAGAAAAUGCCCGGGAAUUUGCCCUAGAAACCACCUGGGAUAAGAUCAACAGAAGGGUCGCCUGGCAGCUUGCUGAAGGGUUGCAGGAGCAUUUGCGAAUCAGGCAGCGGAAAAGGCCGAUCCGGAACUGGUUGGCCAACCGAUACUAUGAUUUCAAGUCAGACGUCGUGGUACCGUGGGUGGUGGCGUUCCGGCUCCAUAUCGCUGUCAUCUUGGUGUACAUCAUUUGGAUGAUGGCUGCGGCGGUGUUGUUACUUUAUGGUAACAAGCUGGUUCCUAAGAAUUGGCAUUUUCUGCAAGAUAUCCCCUUGAUAUUCCAAGAAGGGUCUCGUCGGUUUUCGAAACAGGGGCUACGAGAAUUUUUGAGACAUCUCUCGAUAUGA
Molecule: messenger RNA, 1572 nt
Organism: Exophiala spinifera
Lineage: Eukaryota; Fungi; Ascomycota; Eurotiomycetes; Chaetothyriales; Herpotrichiellaceae
Exons: 1
Coding region: 1-1572 (523 amino acids)
Molecular function (GO): glycosyltransferase activity
Source: RefSeq, a predicted model, not a curated record